AUGGGGAAUGCGAUUGUGACCCCUUGUUUUGUGCAGCAAAACCCUACUUCAUCGUCGUCGUCAUCAAUAAAACUUGUCUUCAACGACGGCCCGGCGAGAUUCCUGAGAGGGAAACACGUCGCCGGCGAGAUCAUGUUCGAGUUCCCGGAAAUGAUGGCGUGCCACGCCGACUCCUUCUUCAUGGGCAUGCCCGUCCCGGCGUUAGCCCUAGACGACGAGCUCAUGCCGGGCCAAACCUACUUCAUUCUUCCCAUAGAUGGCUUCGCAUGUAAGGUCCUCUCGCCGUCGUGGCUCGCAGCCCUAGGGUCAUCGUCGUCUUCAUCAUCAUGCCCUAGUAACAAAACCAGUAAGUCGUCGUCAUCGCCAUGUCCGAUCAAGUUUGGAGAGAACCCUAGUCCUUUUGACUACAUAAAGGGCUCGAAUGGGAGAGCUCUUAUAAAGGUGAAGCCAGCGUUCAUCACAAGGCUUAUGAACGGACGUAAUGACGACGACAGAGAAACUGAUCAUGGUAAUGGUAAUAGUGACGAUAGUAAUUAUAGCUUUCUGUGUAGUACUCCUGAGUUGAAGAAGCAUUAUGAUCAGCUUGUGAAGUCGAAGGAUCAGGUUUGGUCUCCUAAGCUUGAGACCAUUUCGGAGCAUAAGGUCAGGUCUUCGCCUUGCAGAUUCCUGGGCUUACAAUGGAAAGAAAAAGAGAAAAAUUCUAAUCCGCGCCGUCUCCGGCUUGCACGUUACGUACCCGUUGUUAUCGUCGGCGUUGGUGCAUCUCCAGGUGCCGUCGCAUCGCUCUUCCAUCUCACCGUCGCACCGCUUUCAGCCUUUUAUCUAUUCUUCGGCUACUAUUGA
This is a messenger RNA of Neltuma alba, 843 nucleotides long. RefSeq lists its product as uncharacterized. NCBI's taxonomy places the organism in Eukaryota, Viridiplantae, Streptophyta, Magnoliopsida, Fabales, Fabaceae. The coding region runs from base 1 to 843 and encodes 280 amino acids. The record is from RefSeq and is a predicted model, not a curated record. The transcript has 2 exons.